AUGUCCUCAAGUAUUAAUCAUUACAAGUAAAUACUGAUUUAAAAAAUAGGUACACAUGUGCUUCUAAUUAAAACACAAUAAUAGAUUAAGAAACUGUUGAUAUCUCUGAUAUUGAAAAUUAUCAUUCAUUAGAAAUCAAAAGUAUGGAUUAUCUCUUUGUUUGCAAAAAAUCAUCUAAAUGUCUUUAUCUAGUCUCAUUAAUUGAUAGCUAUGAAAAAUAUUAUCUAAAUACAGAUAAAGAUAUUACAGAUUUUGCACUUGCUUAUUUUGCACAUUCAUAUUAUUUAAUAAUAAUCUAAAAUAAGGAGGAAAUAUAGUUUUUCAAAAUUGAUUACCAAUAUAAAUUUUCUUUAAAUAAUGAGCUUAAAAUAGAAGGAUUAUAAUAACCUUAAUUAUAUUGUUCUUAAUAAAUAGGAAUAAUUUUAAUAGAUAAUACAUAAAUAUAUCUAAUUCAAUUAGACAAUAAAUUUAUGAAAUAAUAACUUAAAUAGGUAGUUAAAUAAGUGAUUAUUACAAGAUGUUUAAAAUAUAUAUUCAUUCUUACUCAAGAUUCUAAAUUAUAGGUUCUCAAUUCAAAAUCAUUACAAAUCAUUAAUGAACAUAAUCUUAAAUAUACAGAAUCAGAACCAAUAAAAUUUUAAUUAUUUGAACUAAAUAAUUAAAUAGCUCUUUUUACUAUCACAUCUGAAAAAAGAAUAAUUUUUUGGUCUUUCGAUAAAGAAGAUUUGCAUACUUCAAGUCUCUUACCUAUUGAAUCUGUGAAAUUGAAAAUUAAUUCAAGGUAUUUUAUAUAUUUAACAUUAUUUGAAGCAAAUAAAAUAUAGAAUUAUUUGAUUUCUAAAUUGAUACUACACAAAACUUUCUUUUUAUUCUAUAUCAUACAUAAGAUAUGACUGUAUAAAUUUAUAUAGCUUAAUUGAAUCAAUCUUAAGUAAAUAAAAUAUCAUAUAUUUUAGAUUUAAAAAAAAGAAAAAAGCAAAAUUAAACAUAUCAAAAAAUUUGUUAAGGAAAGUUCUACUUCAUCUUUAUUUAUACAAUUCAUAAUACCCCCUGAAUAAACAACAAAGUUUUUACAUGGUGGUAAUAAAUGUUUAUCUGAAAAAGAAUAUAUAGAAUUUCAAUAAGGAUUUAAAGAUUUUUAAAAUUAAGAAUUAGAAUUUACAGAUCAUGAAUUACCUUAUAUUUUUGGAUUAUAAUCUGAAAAGAAAGAUAAAAUUGAAUUAUGUUGGUUCUAUAGUGAUCUUGUUUUAGGGGCUAUUUUACCAGAGAAUUUACUUUAACUCUAUGAUUAAAAUACUUCAAAAAAGUAAGGUUCUAGUAUUAUUCAGUAAUCUCAUUUAAUUCCACCUCCUUAUAUCAAAGAAGAAGAUGUACAAUAAUUAUAAUAGUAAUAAAAGUGGGAAAUCAAUAGCAAUAAUACUAAUUAAAAUAAUAAUAGUUUAAAUUAAUUUGAUCCAGUGAUUAAGGCAAAUGAAAUAAUAGAAAAUGAAUUGAUACCAAAAGUUUAAUAAUGUUAAUAAUAACAAUAAUUUUAAAUGAUAAGUAAUGAUGUGAAAAAAGAUUUAAUUGAAGACAUUACAUUCAUUUUUGAUAUUAAAGAUUUGAUUGAAGCUUAAGUAAAAAAGGAAAUUGAUAAACAAGGGUAAAAUGAUUAAUAAGCAUUACAUAAAUUAGAAUUAUAAUUUAAAUAGGAUUUAUGUUAAUUAGAAACUCAAAUGGAAAAUGUAGUUACAUAAAAUUUAGAAUUAUAUCAAUAAACAUGUGAAAAUUUUUUAAUGGAUAAUUUUAAUUAAACUUAUUUUGAAUAAUUAAUUGAUGAAAAAAUAAGUACUCAUUUAAAAUUGUUGGCUAAUCAAUAAAUAACUUAAAAUGAAGUAAAUAUUUAAUUUAUAUUAUAUAAGUGCACACAAUUAAUAUAAAAUUCAACAAAUGAUUAUUUAAAGAAUCAAAUUGGUUAACUUUAUUAAGUUGAGUUAGCUAAAAUGUCUUAAGGAAUUGUUUAAAUAUUUGAUAAAGUAAUUUAAUAUUUUAAUGACAUGUAAUUCAUAGACUAAACUAAAUUGGCUAAUUUUAAUGCAUUCAUUGAUAAUGCUACAUAAUAACUACAAACAUUAAGCAAAAAUAUAACUUAAUUAGCUGAAAAUAAUAGACCAGGAUCAGAUGCUCUAUAAAAAUUAGAUUAAUUGAUUUAAUAAACUGAAUAAAUGGUUAAAUAAUAUGAAGUUGCCAAGAAAGGACUUAAAUUAGCAGAACAGUAAUAUCAAUUGCCUUAACAAUAAUAAAAUAUUUCAUCUGAUGAUAGAUUACAAAAAAUAGAAGAACAUAUUUUGAAUUUAAGAAAUGAUUUAUAAUCCUUAACUUAAAAUUAAUAAGUUUAAAUUCAACCUGUUGCAGGUAUGGAUUAAUUCAGUAAAGGGAUAGCUGCUUAAUUAACUUAAUUAUAGAUAAAAUUAACAAAUCCCUAAAUGAAUAUAUAAUCAAUCUAAGAAAUCUUAAAUUAAUUGAUAUUACAAUUUCAAUAUUUUAUACUAAAAUUUGGAUCAUGA
Molecule: messenger RNA, 2546 nt
Organism: Paramecium pentaurelia
Lineage: Eukaryota; Ciliophora; Oligohymenophorea; Peniculida; Parameciidae
Source: the annotation of a GenBank genome assembly